Scutellospora calospora is the source of this 1734-nucleotide messenger RNA. The record is from the annotation of a GenBank genome assembly. NCBI's taxonomy places the organism in Eukaryota, Fungi, Glomeromycota, Glomeromycetes, Diversisporales, Gigasporaceae.
AUGUCAAAUCGGUUUGGAAUAUCGUGGUUUAAAAAUAAUAGGUCAACAAAAGGGAAUUCUAAUACGAACAAAUAUUAUAAUGAAGAUUCUCUAAAUUCAAAUUACUCAUCCCUUACAAUCUGUGGUUCUGGAAGCGUUCAAGAAUCCUCUGUAUGUGACACAAAACUCUUAGAUGAACGUCUUAAUCGCUACGAAGAUGAGUCUGGUCAAAUGAAUAGUAUAACAUCAUUGACUGACAGAGUAACAUAUUUACGAAAAAACAGAGAAAAUGUGGUUUCAAAAGCACUCACUAAUAUUAAAGAAUCAAUGAAUGUUGACCUUUGUUUCGUCUUAGAUUGCACUAGUUCCAUGUCUUGUUAUAUCAAAGCUGCGAAAAUGCAUAUAUUAAGUGUAAUUGAUUACGUAAAUCGUAAUAAUUCAAAUAUAAAGCUCUGGAUCGGUUUCUGUGGUUAUCGGGACCAUGGUGACGGUUGUGGACGUUUACAGAUUUUUGACUUUACUAGUUCGCACAAGAAAUUUCAAAAUUACUUAUCAAAUAAAGUGAUUGCUAACGGUGGAAAUGAUUUUCCUGAAGAUGUAUUAGGUGGUCUUUAUGCUGCAACAACUAGGAUGACCUGGAGUAAUGCCACUCGUAUUCUUAUUCAUAUUGGUGACGCUCCACCACAUGGCCGUCGUUUUACUAACUUUGAUGACAUCUAUCCCAAUGGCGAUCCAAACGGUCUAACUGCUGAAUUUGUGUUUGAUAAAAUGCGAUCAAAUAAUAUUUUAUACCAUUUUGGGAAAAUUACUGAAUAUACUGAUGUUAUGAUAGAAGUUUUCCGUUCUAUAAUUGGAGAAUUUCUUGUUUUUGAUCUCAAAGGCGAUCUAGCAACAUUAAUAAAUAAAUUUUGCAAGGCUACUUGUUCUGCUAUAUUUUCUUCGGUUACACUAACUACUACUUUAAGGAACUCUAAAAGUAUUUAUUCAUUACAACGUAAAAAACUUCAAAUCAAUCCACUCGAGCCCUAUUGGUCUAUUCUUCCUGAGAAAGCUGGAGAUCUUUUGAGCUAUGUUUUGCCUAAAACUCUAGCUGAAAUUAUGGAUGAAUGUUAUUUUAUUAAUUCAAAUUUUACUGUUCAAAACAUAUCCUUUAAGCUUGCUUCACAACCUUUCGCUGUUGGUUCUGAACGUUAUGCAUAUUUUGCUCUUGAUACUAAACUCGGACAAACUGAUAAAUUAGUGAUAAAAAAGUAUCACGACGUUAAAAUAGGCUCUAUAGAGCAGUAUUUGGAAUCGGUAGAAAUCUCUAGUGUCGCUUAUUUUCUUUCAACUGAAUUCAAUAAAGCCGCUGAAAGUAUUGGUGUUAAAAAGAAAAUUACAUUUAUUGAUGUAAAAAUCUUAUGUGAUAAAACAGACUCAAAUACUUAUUACUCUGUUGAGAAAUAUAUUAAUAACGCCGAAUUUAAACGGUUUAAUGUAAAUAGUGGCAUUAUUAUUGAAUUUCAUUCUAUCCUUGAGGCAUUUGCUCAUUUUACAUAUCAUUACACUAAAGGAUAUUUGGUAGUUUAUGAUUUACAAGGUGUUGAUCUAGAUAAUAUGUUCUUACUAACAGAUCCAUCAAUACAUUGUAUUGAUUUAUUAAGAUUUGGAAUAACAAAUUUGGGAACGAAAGGAAUUCAAAAAUGUUUCUUGGCAAAUCAUAAAUGUAAUGAUAUUUGUAAAAAACUAAAAUUAAUUCGAAAUAGAGUGAGAUAA